AUGGGAUAUACCUACCGAACCGGUGGCUUUAUCGCCUUCUACAACCCCGACGUCCAUCGGAACAGGGCCCUCGCAAGCGCCCCCUUCACGACCGUCAACCAACAGCCCCAGCGUGACAACGACUGGAAACUCACUCGUGGAGCGAAUGGAGUCGGCGGCGGACAGAACGAGAAUUUCCGUAGGGGAUCGCGCGCAUCAUGUCUCCACAAGCAUUGA
This is a messenger RNA of Penicillium daleae, 216 nucleotides long. RefSeq lists its product as uncharacterized. The record is from RefSeq and is a predicted model, not a curated record. The transcript has a single exon. Lineage: Eukaryota; Fungi; Ascomycota; Eurotiomycetes; Eurotiales; Aspergillaceae. Bases 1 to 216 code for a protein of 71 amino acids.